This is a messenger RNA of Adineta ricciae, 1479 nucleotides long. Lineage: Eukaryota; Metazoa; Rotifera; Eurotatoria; Adinetida; Adinetidae. The record is from the annotation of a GenBank genome assembly.
AUGGUUGAUGCUCUUGCUUCUAUCCGAAAUGAACUACGUCAAAUGAAAGGUCUUCUCAAUGAAGACAAGCUGGAAUUCAUUAAUAGAUUGAACCAAAUUCGAAAUGCUGUUUUCGAUCAUAUUGAUCGGCAAAUUCAAAAAUUAAAUGAAACAAAACAAAUCUAUGAAAAAAAAUUCAGCUAUCUCGAAGAUGAAAAUAACAAAACAUGCGACCAGAAUCAGCGUGAAUUCGAUCGAACAUAUGAAAAUAACAAAACAUGCGACCAGAAUCAGCGUGAAUUCGAUCGAACAUGUAUAUUAAUUAAUCGAACUAAUGAAGACAAGGCGAAAGCAUCGGAUCUGUUGAAACAAUUCAAAGAUAAAUUUCCACAUCGACCUCAAAUGUUAAAAGAUAUUCCUGAAUAUGAUUUCAAUGAUAUUUCUCUCGUUGAUUUCAUCAAAGACAAAGCGAUUCCAGUUAUCGUACCCGAACAGAGCAACACGCCUCAUUCUUCGUUUCUUCCAAUUAGAGAUUCCAGGGAAACACCACCGACCAGUUCUAUAGGUCAGUCAAAACGGGAAGAACUCGCUAAAAGAAACAAUGAAUCGACGACCAGAUCACCGUCACGUAGUUUACAGUCUGGUCUUUCACCGACGUCAAAAUCGAAUUAUAUGAUCGAUCUUUUGUUUAAAAUACCUUAUCCAAAUAAUGGAAAUUCUCGUUUGAUAGCCUACGAUGAACAGAAAAAUGACUUCGUGAUCUAUAUAACCCAGUCUCAUAAACUCGAAUAUUUGCCACGCCGAUCACGUCAAAUAGUACCUAUCAGUCUGCCAUUUAAUGAAGCCAUACUCAACCUUGGUUAUUCAAAACUGCAUCAUCAACAAAUGGAAAUUGUUCAAGACAUUGAUUUGAUUCAUGAGCAAGACCAUUUCAUUAGCGCACAUAUCUACAAAACUAUCAUCGUAUUUCUCUACUUAUCUCAAUCUAAAGUGAUAUGUGGGAAAUAUGAUUUGGACACGUCAUCUGUAAUUCAACGGAUGAAUUUGGAAAGUAAACUUUAUGACCCGAACGAGAAAAAGAAGUAUCAUGUAACCGAUUUUACAAUCAACGACUCGUUUAUAGCUUUCUUAGUACGGUUGAGAUCGGAGACACCUAAAUGGAUGAUUGCAGUUUAUGAUGCUAAGAAUAUCGAAAGAAUUUGUUCAUUUGAUUUAAUCGAUCCUUACCAUCCACUAUCAAUUAUUUCUGUUGAAACGAAAGAUUCGACGUGUAAUGAUGAUAUGGAAAAUUCAUUUUUACUCAUCAAUGAUCCGAAAAGUCAUCAGAUACAUUGUUGUAAUUAUCAACAUUAUCAAUCAUCGAUUCACAUCAAUGCUUUUGGAAUUUGUACACUAACCGACGGAAACAUAGGAUUAAUUGGAAGUAGAGAUAUUCGAGGAUUAAAAUUCCAGGAAUAUCUCAAACAAAAUAAUCCCAACUUAUCUUCCUCUCAUGAUUAA